This is a messenger RNA of Copidosoma floridanum, 873 nucleotides long. RefSeq lists its product as uncharacterized. The record is from RefSeq and is a predicted model, not a curated record. NCBI's taxonomy places the organism in Eukaryota, Metazoa, Arthropoda, Insecta, Hymenoptera, Encyrtidae.
AUGUCCUCAACCUCAACGGCGAGCGGCAAGGGGACCCGUAAAACGUACAGCUUCGAGGAGCGAGAAAUCCUCGUGAACCUGAUAGCCAAGCACCUGCACAACGGCCACGAAAACAACACCGAGGAUGACUGCGCUAGGAGCAGUAACGGGAGCACCGAGGGCGUGUCGAGGCGCAAGUCACUCUGGUCCCAGCUGACGGAGGAGUACAACUCGCUCGUCGGCUCGGAAAACUCGAGGUCGUCCAUACAACUGCGCCGCUGCUGGGAAAACAUGAAGGCCAACAAGAGAAACCGCGACGCGGACAAACGGUGCCCCUUUUUUACCGCUUCGCAAGACCUGACGAUGCAGCUGCCACCGGCGAGUACCCUGGGACUGCCGCCGAACGUCGUUUUUCAGCCAAAAGAGUCCGAGCCCUUUGCUUUCGAGGGACUCAUGGUACCCACGUUUCGUUGCACCGAAGUCAAGAAGGAGCCCUACGAUUUUCACGAGGACGGGGUAGACGACAAGCAGGAGGGCAACGACGAGUUGGUGGACGACCCUGGCCUCGAGCCAGCGUCGAAGAGGCAAAAGACGCGGAAGACCUCGUCGCCGUCGUCCCCGAAGAAGCUGCAGCCCACGUGCAGGCAGAGCAAGGUGACCCCGAAGCCGUGCAUAAAAACGCAGAAGAGCAACGAUAUGUACGAGUACGCGAUAUCCGAGGCGCAGCUGAAGCUGGAAACCGCGGCGCUGCUCAAGGAAGAGGCCCGGCUGAAGCUCGAGGAGGCGGAGUACAGGAAGGAGGAGGCCAGGAUGCGCAUGAUUUGCGUUACUUACGAGCUGCAAAAACUGAGGGACGAGUGCAACGACGCCAAGAUCGAGGACGGGGCUUUUUAA